Penicillium angulare is the source of this 1656-nucleotide messenger RNA. Its product is annotated as MDR family MFS transporter. NCBI's taxonomy places the organism in Eukaryota, Fungi, Ascomycota, Eurotiomycetes, Eurotiales, Aspergillaceae. Gene Ontology annotation, molecular function: transmembrane transporter activity. Bases 1 to 1656 code for a protein of 551 amino acids. The transcript is spliced from 2 exons. The record is from RefSeq and is a predicted model, not a curated record. Gene Ontology annotation, biological process: transmembrane transport.
AUGGAGAACUCAGAAUCCAAUGUGAAGCUCGACGAGACUCGUGAUGUUGAGUCCGGCUCGGAGAAGAAUACCACCCUCGCGACAACAGAAGGGCCGGAAUACCCUUCUUUUGCAAAGGUGGUGGUCAUAAUUUUGGCCCUCUAUCUUGCAGUCUUCCUCGUGGCACUUGACCAAACCAUCAUUGGUGUGGCAAUCCCCAAGAUCACAGACGAGUUCAAAAGUAUCUCAGAUAUCGCAUGGUAUGGAAGUGCUUACUUCCUAACGUCUACGGCUCUCCAGCCCUCGUAUGGUAGGAUCUAUAAAGUCUUCAGUGUGAAAUGGGCAUUCUUAUCCGCCAUUGUUAUCUUCGAGAUUGGUUCGCUGAUCUGUGCAGUGGCCCCGUCCAGCACGGUGUUGAUCGUCGGACGGGCCAUUGCAGGAAUUGGAGUCGCCGGUAUAUUCUCAGGGGCCAUGGUCAUCAUCGCUAUGACUGUUGCACUACCAAAGCGCCCGCUCGUUUUUGGUAUGUUUGGCAUGGUAUGGGGAAUCGCCUCGAUUGCAGGUCCACUUCUCGGUGGUGCUUUUACCGAUGGUGUUACAUGGAGAUGGUGUUUUUACAUCAAUCUCCCGAUCGGCGCUCUAUCAAUCGCAGUCAUCUUGUUCAUUCUUAAACUUCCAGUCAAGAAUGAAUUCGCUGGUUCCUCAAUUCUAACGCGCAUCCGACAGUUGGAUCUCAUCGGAGCCACACUGCUUAUUCCAGCCAUCAUCUGCUUACUGCUUGCUCUCCAAUGGGGUGGAAAUAAAUACCCCUGGGGCAACUCAAAGAUCAUCGGCUUGUUUGUUGGAUUCGGCUUGAUGAUUAUCCUCUUCGUUGUCUCGCAGAUCUGGCUCGGCGAGAAGGCCACACUGCCACCUCAUAUUCUGAAGAAACGUACAGUUUAUUGUGCUGCGCUUUUCGCCUUAUUCUUCGGUGGUGCAUUUUUCCUUCUGGUCUAUUACGUGCCCAUCUUCUUCCAAAGUGUUAAAAACUCAUCUGCCAUGAAAUCAGGAAUUCAGCUUCUUCCCUUGAUGCUUGCUACUGUCGUCUCCUCUGUAGCGGUGGGGGUAUUGGUGACUAUUGCUGGGUAUUACACUCCAUUCUUGAUUGGCAGUACUGCAAUCGCAGCAAUUGGAACUGGAUUGAUCACCACAUUCGACUCCGAUACAUCCACCUCCAAAUGGAUUGGCUAUCAAAUAUUGGUUGGCGCAGGAGUCGGCGCUGGCUUCCAAAUCCCAAUGACUGCAGUUCAAACCGUUCUUACCCAAGAGGAUAUCCCCGUUGGAACUGCCAUCGUGAUGUUUUUUCAAACUCUGGGCGGUGCGCUCUUUCUGGCCGUUGCUCAAUCCGUCUUCCAAAACGGCUUGAUUGACGGUAUUGGCAAAUACGCUCCUGGUGUCAGUCCUGCUGCCAUAGUAGGGGCUGGUGCAACAGAGAUGCGACACGUACUUAGUGAGCUUGGUCAACUUGACCAGCUUGGGGGUGUUAUCAAAGCAUACAUGGGAGGGCUUCAAAAUGCCUAUCGUGUGAGCCUUGCCCUUAUGGUCGUCGCAUUUCUAUCCAGCUGUUUCUUCGAGUUCAAGAGCGUGAAAAAGGCCGACCAAGAUGGCAAAAUUGAGCAUGCAAUUCCAGCUCUCUAA